Molecule: messenger RNA, 1207 nt
Organism: Phytophthora infestans T30-4
Lineage: Eukaryota; Oomycota; Peronosporomycetes; Peronosporales; Peronosporaceae
Exons: 4
Coding region: 29-1207 (392 amino acids)
Cellular component (GO): ribonucleoprotein complex
Molecular function (GO): RNA binding
Source: RefSeq, a predicted model, not a curated record
CACAAGUCUAGCGCCACCUGUAGCCAAGAUGGAGGAAGGUCCCAUGGCGUCGACUAAGCUCUACGUGGGCAAUCUCUUCUACGAGCUCACGCAACGCGACGUGGAGGCAGAAUUUGGCAAGUUUGGUCCCAUCGAACAGUGCGCUGUCAAGAAAGGCUACGCGUUCGUCCAUUACGAGCAGCUAGAAGACGCUGAGUUGGCUGUACAAGAGAUGAAUGACAAAGAACUGGGUGGCCGUCGUCUGCGCGUGGCCUUCGCCGUCUCGCACGGCACCCAGCGCCGCUUCGACGGCCCUCCACCUCCCAUGCAGAAUAAUGCGAGUCCGGCGCCGCCCCCGCUGCUGCACAGUCCACGCUUCCCCGUGAACGCAUCGCCCAAUCUGUUCGUGGCUAACAUCCCACCUCAUAUUAAGAUGAGUGAACUGGACCAGGCCUUUGCCCAGUUUGGGGAAGUCAAGAAUGUCAAGGUGCUGCCCCAGGCCAGACCCGAUGCCCCCAUGUCCGCCUUCGUGGACUACACGGACAUCUCGUCGGCCCAGAAGGCCCACAGUGCGACGAUCAUCGUGGCGGGCCAACAUCUGCGCACGGACUAUAAUUUCCGCAAGAGCAAAGGAGACGGACCCAAACGUGUGAGUCGAGGCAGUUUCGAUGGUAGUGGCGCUUACGACGACGAAGAACGCGGAGGAGGACGAGCUCGCUACGACUCGUUCGACUCCGGAAGGAAGAGCCGGUACGAAGACGAGUUCGAAGACUCGGACCACCGCCGUCAUCAUCAUCACCGCCACUCAAGUCGUCACCAUUCGUCGCGCCACAGUCGUGAGAGCCCUGAGGAGCGGGGACGCAGUGGUUCUCCUCCGCGUUAUCGCCGCCACAGCACUAGCAGCAGCUUGCGGAGAGGCGACGAGGCCGCGGGGAUGGGUGAGCGUUCGCGUGACUAUCCCGGUAAGCGCUCGUACGGGCGUCCUGAUGAGAUCGACGAGUUUGAUCAACCCGAACGUCGUCCGUACUAUGAGGCUCGGUCGAGAGAAGAGGAACGGGUGCCCCGCAAGUACUCGGGAAGGACACUGGACAAGUCCCCGCAAGAGUACCGUCGCUACAGUCGACCGGAGAUGUCGUCGCGCCACGGAUCGCGUCGUGGUCCCCGGAACGACCGCAGCUGGUCCCCUCCUCCGUCGGGCGGACCUCGCAGUCGUAGCCGUAGUCGCUAG